GACUCCAAGAUGGCAAUCGGAGCAGUCCCUGGACCAUACCUCUUUACUUGUGGGUUCAGACCCAAGAAUGAUUUACCAAAAAUUUGUUCGAAUCUGGAUACCUAACAUUUAUGCGGUCUGGAAACGUUUCCUUUUCACUUCCCGGUUUGCAAUGGAUACUGAAUUUUAUCUCCUACUAUGGCUUAAUGUAUUUAUUUUUCAAAAAAUAAAAAUCUAAAUGCGACUUGGAGACAAACCAAAUACUUGCCUUCACAAUGCAUUACUGGCAGGGUCGACAAGCAUGAUUUUCAGUGCAUAAUACAGAAGCUGAUAAAUUCCUUAUUUUUUUUAAGUUUCCCCCCUUAGGCAGGAUCCAUCUAAAUAAAGUAGUUUCCAUUCCCCUGCAGCUCAGCUCUCCCUUUCUUCCUAUCAUGUCCUGAGCCCAAAUGGGAGCUGAAUUUGCAGGCUGACGGGUGGUGGUGGUGGGGGGAAUACACAGCACAGAGGGUGCUGAUGUCAGAGCCAAGAGACAGUUCUGAUUGGAUCUAAUUAGACUUUGCUAUAGCAAAUAGACAGGCUCCCCGCAUGAUUGGCUUUAAAGUGGCUUGUGCCAAAUGACUAGAGAGGUGCAAAAAGUCCAGGCAGAGCAUUUGCAGCCCGGCUAAGGGAGAGAAGCAGUGAGAGCUGCUCCGGCAGCAGCGUGUACCUCCCCACACUUCUCACUAUAGGCAGAUUUCCCAAGCAUGCCAAAGAAGAUAAAAGGCACUUAACCCAUCUAAUAGAAAGUGACUGUGUGUGUAGCAGCAGCAGCACCCAAUCCUGCAGGAUAAAUUAGCAGCUACUGAGUGUGCAGCAGCAGGCAAAGAGAGAAGCACAUUAACACAGACACUUGGGUCGGUCAAUAUUCUCCACACUCUGGGCUCUUGUCUGUUCAACUGCGCAAAUGGCAUCAGUUCUGGCGAGCAGCAGGAAUUCUGGGUGCCCAAGUAGUCAACUCAAAUUCAAGUCCAAAAGAAGAAGGAGGAGAUCGAAGAGAAAAGAAAAAAUCAGCAUGCUGUCAACUUUGAUCGUACCUUUCAAAUAUAUAAGCCCUGGCGGAACAAGUGCGGAUGAUGAAGACAGUUUAAGUACAAGCAGCACAGAAGUAAAGGAGAACCGAAAUAUAGGAAACAGAGAUGAUCACGCUUUGUCAUCAAGUGACAGACCAAAGGUAGGACCACCUAGAAUGAAACGGAAAAGACCUUUGGAGGAAGGAAAUGGUGGGCAUUUCUGUAAGCUGCAAAUCAUCCUGAAGAAACUUUCAUGGUCCGUAACUCCCAAAAACGCCCUGGUCCAGCUCCAUGAGCUAAAACCAGAUUUACAGUAUAGAUUUGUUUCUCAGACUGGUCCUGUUCAUGCUCCAGUAUUUUCUGUAGCUGUGGAAGUAAAUGGACUUACUUUUGAGGGAACUGGGCCUACGAAAAAGAAAGCAAAGAUGAGAGCAGCUGAGCUGGCUUUAAAAUCCUUUGUACAGUUCCCAAAUGCUUGCCAGGCUCAUUUUGCAAUGGGAAACUGUAUGAGCCCAUCAACUGACUUUACAUCUGACCAGGCAGAUUUUCCAGACACGCUGUUCAAGGAAUUUGAACCAUCUACCCACAGAGAGCAUUUCUCAGGCUAUAGCCCAGUUAAUAAUGAACUGCUUUCUAGUGCAUAUCGGCAUGGGAGAUUAGUCUGCCAUACAUUGGAUUUAAUGGGCCAUGCUAAGCAAAACAAGCACAAGAUGGCAUCCCCAGCUGAGAGAGAGAAGAACCCAGUGGUGAUGCUAAAUGAACUGAGACCUGGGCUGAGGUAUGUCUGCCUUUCCGAGACUGUGGAGAAGCAGCAUAUCAAGCGUUUUGUGAUGGCGAUGAGAGUUGAUGGGAGGACAUUUGAAGGCUCAGGACGUAGCAAGAAACUGGCAAAGGCCCAAGCAGCCCAGAAUGCACUACAGGACCUUUUUAACAUUCGCCUGACCACUCACAUGCCUAACAGAAGUAAAUGUAACCAUUUGCCACAGGACUUUGCAGACUGUGUUUAUCAGCUGGUCAUACAGAAGUUCCAGGAACUGACAGAUCACUUUUCCUCUGUGUGCUCUCGCCACAAGGCUUUGGCUGCUAUUGUGAUGACUAGAGGUCUGGACCUAAGGCAAGCACAGGUAAUCGCCUUAUCCUCUGGCACCAAAUGCAUUAAUGGAGAGUACCUUAAUGACCAAGGGCUUGUGAUCAACGACUGCCAUGCAGAGAUCGUAGUACGAAGAGCCUUUCUUCACUUCCUUUACACACAGCUGGAGCUCCAUCUAAGCAAACAGAGAACAGACUGGGAACAUUCUAUUUUCAUUCGAUUAAAAGAGGGAGGCUACCGGCUGAGAGAAAAUAUCAUGUUCCAUUUGUACGUCAGCACAUCACCGUGUGGCGACGCCCGGCUGAACUCACCAUACGAAAUCACCUCUGAUCUGAAUCGGUUUAAACACAUAGUGAGAAAUUUUCGAGGACAUCUACGAACAAAGAUAGAGUCUGGAGAAGGAACCAUACCAGUUCGAUCCAGGGCAGCGGAACAAACAUGGGACGGAGUGUUAUCUGGAGAGCACCUUGUCACAAUGUCAUGCACGGACAAAAUAACACGGUGGAACAUUCUUGGAUUACAAGGUGCACUCCUCAGCCACUUUAUAGAUCCCAUCUACCUACACAGCAUCAUUGUUGGAAGCUUGCACCACACUGGUCACCUUUCAAGAGUAAUGAGCCACAGAUUAGAAGAUCUUGGUCAUUUACCAGCACCUUACCGGCACCAUCAUCCACUGCUCAGCGGGGUAAGCAAUGCUGAAACUCGCCAGCCAGGGAAAUCUCCCAACUUCAGCCUGAACUGGAUAGUGGGCAGCACCGAACCGGAAGUGAUCAAUGCAACAACAGGGAAAAAAAGCUGUGGCAGUUCAUCAAGGCUCUGCAAGCACACGUUGUACACCCGAUGGGCCAGACUUUAUGGGAAGCUGAGCACAAGGAUUUCGAGUCACAAGGAAACCCCGGCAGUGUAUUGUGAUGCCAAGCUGGCGCAUCCAGUCUACCAAUCGGUCAAGCAGCAAAUGUUUAAAGCCAUUCAGAGAUCAGGACUGGGCAUGUGGGUGAAAAAGCCCCCGGAACAGGAUCAGUUUCUAUUAACUCUGUAAAUCCUGGAAACGUGUAUAUAUAUAUAUUGUUCCCCCUCCACCGGAUUCUGCUGGACUGGCACAGUUUCUGUUCCUUCUGUGCAAAUUUUGUUAUUGAUAAACCUCAUUAGAUUAUUUUUUUAAUUCAGACAUGGAACAAAUGAUGUUUUGAUUGUUUGCUCCUUUGAGGGAGGCAGGAGGGAUAACAUACACAAACAGAGAAUUUCAAUAGUUUCCCUCUAGUAUACCUGUAGAUUAACUGUGCAUCAGAGCUGGGGAAUUCAGUGGAGCAAACAAACCGGUAUGCAGCUAAUAGCCCUAAAUUAAUGUAUUGGUUAGAAGUGGUCUGAAGUCUAUAAAGAGAGAGGGCCCUUAUAACUGGAUGUUGAUUGGAUGUUGAUGAAGGCUGGACCUUGAUUACUGACUAUUCGCAUGUAUCAGUGAUUCUUUUGGGCCUGUGUCACAUGGUGUCUUUUACUAAAGAAAGCUCAAUGGUCAGUCAGAUGGAGCUAACUUUGUUUUGACACAACAUGGUCCACCAAGCUAAUGAUCUCUUUCCGUGGAGUGGCAUGGUGAGACCUCUGAGCCAAAUGUCACAAUAAUUUUUGCUCCAUCUGUUGAUGCAGUGGUAGGUAUGACAAUAGGGAACCAGUGUAUGGGAUACAUUGGUAGAGCUUACCACUGCAUACGGUGGGCCCGGGUGCACAUGCCCCAGACUUUUAGCAAAGGGAGCAAACACCAGGAAACAGCAAAAGAGGCUGGCACAAGCCUGGACCACACCAAGUAGAGAAGUUUGAAUCAGAUGGUAAAAGUUAAAAAUGUUAUUAUUAUUAAGCUAUGACUAUUAUUAUUAUUAUUAUUAUUAUUAAGCUAUGACUAAGAGUCAUAGUCAGGCUUUCUCUUUUUAAUUAUGGAAAAUAAAAUGUAAAUUUUUAACUUUUACCAUCUGACUCCAACUUCUCUACUUGGUGUGGUCCAGACUUGUGCCGGCCUCUUUUGCUGUUUCCUGAUGCAGUGGUAGGGUAAGGUAAUGGGCAGAGAGAGAGCCUAUGGUUUGGGGAUAGUUGAAGGCCUAGGACAAUGUUUAACAGCAACUGAAGGGUCAUGCAUUGGGCCAUCAUAUUUUGCAUAUAAUCCUGAAGCCCCAUACAUCUGUUUGGCCCACCUAAGCUAAAGACAGCCCUGCCCAUGUGGCAUUGCCCUUACAGCACAGGAUAUUGCACCAAAAUGCCAUUUUAAUUUACUGUUUAGACUUAUUUAUUUAUUUUUUGUACAAACCUACUGUAUCCACCCCUUUUACCUGUAACAUUCUGCAAGAAGAUGCAUGUGGUUUGUGCCAGUAGUUAACUCGUUGAAUAAAAUAUAUAGAGGGGGUUUCUGCCAUAUAAGGUACUAUUACAUAGUUUUGGUCCCCAAGGAAACUUCCAACAUGCAGCAAGCAGAGCAAUGCUUUAGACUAGUAAAGGCAAACUCAACUCUCCUGCCCAAGGCACCCCUGGUGUGGCCGGCAGCUGGCUGUCAUGGAAGGCUUAGGGUUUCAGUUCAUGAGAGUUGACUGUGAUGUUGUUGUGUUUGAGAAUCCUUAUGUUUAUCAGCUUAUGGUAUUGAUUCAUGAUUAGAGGAGAGGAGAAUAGCAAUACAGCAGGUGAUUUGCAUCCCCAAACAGAGAUCAUAUACCUUUAAAAAACGCAUCUAAUGUUAUGCAUAUUUAUACCCUGAACAGUACAGGCAUGGGACCUAUUAUCCAGAAUGAGCUGGACCUGGGGUUUUCCGGAUAACGGAUCUUUCCGUAAUUUGGGUCUUCAUAACUUAAGUCCAC
This is a messenger RNA of Xenopus laevis (African clawed frog), 4955 nucleotides long. RefSeq names its product adenosine deaminase, RNA-specific, B2 (inactive) L homeolog (gene adarb2.L). Bases 923 to 3157 code for a protein of 744 amino acids. The record is from RefSeq and is a predicted model, not a curated record. The transcript has 10 exons. Lineage: Eukaryota; Metazoa; Chordata; Amphibia; Anura; Pipidae.